Messenger RNA from Dreissena polymorpha, 1320 nucleotides. Its product is annotated as serine-enriched protein-like. The transcript has 5 exons. The coding region runs from base 295 to 1239 and encodes 314 amino acids. Gene Ontology annotation, molecular function: protein binding. The record is from RefSeq and is a predicted model, not a curated record. Lineage: Eukaryota; Metazoa; Mollusca; Bivalvia; Myida; Dreissenidae.
CGUCAUUUCUCAGACAAAACAUACUAUCUAGUUUUUCUCAGGAUUUUAUGGACACAAUUUUGACGUGGUAGUUUUAACAGUAUUUCUUUUAAAUAUUUUAAAGCAUGGAACGAAUCAUAAACGUAUUUUGGAUUGUGUGUUUGUGUUUCAUAAGUGUUAACUUCGAUAGAAAUAAAAUAAUUCGCUACGACAGGAUUACGAUUUCGUAAAUCGGGUUUUGGGUCAGAAUGGUUAGCAUUCGAUACAAACGCUAUCAAAAAAUAGUGUGGUUUAAAAUACAUUUCGUUAAUAGAAAUGGAAAAACAGAAAUGGAGUUCGACAAACUUUGAAAGGGAUGGAAGAACAGAAAAUGGAUGUGUAUAUCGUUGUAAAUUUAUUGUUAUAAGCAAUGGAUUAAUGUUGUCAUUAAGCGAGAGGAGAGCAGACGAGAUAAUACAUACACAAAUGGACAAUGAUCAGCGGGUUCCACUUCUUGAACAGUCAUUCGAUCUCCGUUACAUAAAUCCGGGGUUUCAAGAUGAUUGUGACGAUACGUCUUCCGGUUACUGCUCGAGUGAUUACUCCGAUACGCAAUCACUGACAUCAAAUGAGUCAAUAACGUCAUUUUGGUCGAGUACGUCACGUAACAAACGGGGUAACCGUAUGACCUCUAGCGACGAAGAGCAGCACAUGAAAUUCCAGACUGCGCAUGCGUUAUGCGAGAGCAUGAAGUUAAUCAUCGAGAUGCCCGAGAUGUGUGACCUCACGUUUCUGGUUGGACCACGUGACGUGCACGUGUACGGCGUUCGGGCCAUAAUGGCUACUCGCAGCAGAAUAUUCUACGAUCUGAUCAGGAAACAUAUGUCCAUUAAAAAUUCCGAAGAGAAAGUGCAGAGUAAGAAAGGAAAGUCUAAAGACACCGCACCCGCAGGAAUUUCGUGGCCCUCGUCGGAGAAACUCGUGAUUCCUGUCCGGAAAUACGACGCCGAAGUGUUCCGACUGCUGGUGCAGUUCGUGCAUUGCGGUACAGUGAACAUAAACGAGGACACGGUGGUUGGUCUAUUCUGCGGAGCCAGUCAGUUUGAUCUGCGGGAUCUACAGCGGGCCUGUCUUGAUUUCCUGGAGCGAUGUGUAAAACUCGGCCGUACAGAGAAGAUCCUGCGUCAAGGACACGGUUACAAUCAGCAUUCGGCCGCAAGGAAAAUACUUGAUAAGGUUUACAGCAUUCGAAGUGAACUUCGACAACAGACGUUCGUGUAACAUUUCUCGACUUAAUAAUUCACGUUUAUAAAUCUGUGCUUUUAUUGUUUGUUGUGCUUAAAGUAAACAGUUUGACAUAUA